AUGCCAUUCAUGGAUGAAGGUUCUUGUCUACACCUCAUGAAGACAGCAUAUCCAGAUGGAUUUGAAAAGUCUUCUAUUGGCUCUAUCCUGAAAGAAACUCUUAAGGCUUUAGAGUACCUACAUCGACAUGGACACAUCCAUCGCGAUGUUAAGCUUGCUGACUUUGGUGUUUCAGCUUGCAUGUUUGACAAAGGUGAUCGACAACAGUCAAGAAAUACUUUUGUAGGAACUCCAUGCUGGAUGGCGCCAGAGGUGUUGCAGCCUGGAAGUGGAUACGAUUUCAAAACACCCCCUUGUCCCUGGAGCGGAUGCCUAACAGAAGAAGAAAAAAGGAUGGUGCAGGAGGGUGAGGACGUUGGGUUCCCUGAAAAUACGAAGAAACUAAGAAAAAGAGGUGCGAAAGAGUAA
Molecule: messenger RNA, 408 nt
Organism: Ilex paraguariensis (yerba mate)
Lineage: Eukaryota; Viridiplantae; Streptophyta; Magnoliopsida; Aquifoliales; Aquifoliaceae
Source: the annotation of a GenBank genome assembly